This is a messenger RNA of Podarcis lilfordi (Lilford's wall lizard), 8804 nucleotides long. Lineage: Eukaryota; Metazoa; Chordata; Lepidosauria; Squamata; Lacertidae. The record is from the annotation of a GenBank genome assembly.
UUGGCUGUCCCUGAAAAGAACCACAGUUCUGUUAUUUGAGAGGGGGAAAGAGAUCAGCUACUCUUAUCUGUCCCUGUUAGUUUUAUGCUCUACCAUGCCACUGAAGUCAGGUUCAAAUAUAUGGCCAGGUAAGCCAGUUUUUGUGGGGGAUUGCUGGGUACAUGCUGUUAGUUAGUAUAAUCUAUUUAGAAUUUAUCAUCUGUGUGAGUUCAUACCACUUAAUAUUUCAGAGUUCAUGCUCAAGCCCACCUAUCUCAAUGUGACAUUCAUCAAGUGCCAACAGUGUCCUAGGUGCUAUACAUAAAAGUUAAGCAGUCCCAAACAAAGGAUCUGCAAGAGAAUGGUGCAAAGAUGAGUCAGGGAUUGGCAAAUGACUAGGAAUAGUAGGACAAGGGAGAGUCAGCUGGCAGUUUUGUGGCAAGCAACAUAAUGGCAGGCUAGACUACAGUGGUACCUCAGCUUACAGAUGCUUCAGGUUACAGACGCUUCAGGUUACAGACUCCACUUGAUUAAGCUCUAGUUCAACAAGCAUCAUAACUUGUUUAUUAUACCUUUCUUCUAUGGUGCAUAAGGUGGUACUGCCCCCUCCAUCACUGAUUUGUUUUGACCAAGGAGAACAGGUUCGUUCUGGCUGCACCUCUCUACAACCUUGGGUCACUCGCUAUUGUAGGACUACAACUCUCAUCAUUCCCACACAGCUUAGCCAAUGCCCAGGGAUGAUAGGAGUCGUAGUCCUUCUACUUUUCAGCACUACUUCCCAUGCUCCGGGGCUAAGCCCUGUAACUGAAUGCAGGUCCGAGACUGGAGCCUCCUACCCUAAGAUGAAUCCUCCCUCAUCACCACCAUUGUUAAGAACAGCACGUGUGUAUACUCUCUUUCUCCCUCUGCUCUCAAGUCAGAAGAAGAAGACUUGAGCCAAAUGGGCCAAUUUAGGAAUUAAAAACGCACGCAAAUGGGAGAAGAACUAGGGUGGCUACAAUAAAAUAAGCACUAGUUACACUUAGAUAGAUAGAUAGAUCAUUUAUUUGGAACACGUGAUUGAACCUCCCCAGCGCCCUGCGGGUAAACACACGUGUGUGCUUUUCCUGGUCCUCUCUCCCUGCAGCGGCUUUUAUCAAUAGCUCGGAUGAAAUGACGUACUACCGCUCAGGUCUUCCGGGCGUUGCGAAUAGAUUCCACCUCGGUGUAUUUCCAUGGCAACAGGAAGGCUCGGCACACAAGAGGAGCGCCCUCAGCUUGGUCAUGGGACAACGCCAGCUGACGUGGGAGCUCUCAGGUGAGGCGGGCACGGAUUGGCCAGAACGAGUGUGAGGCGAGCAGGUCGCCCAGGUGCGCCAGGCGAGCUCACGUCUCCCUUGUCCCCCGUCCGGGGAAUGGGCAUCUGCUGAAAAGGGAGCUUUUGCUGAGCUGAAGCGGGAGCUUUCCCUGAGACAGUUGAGCCCACCCCUUUCUUUCGCCGUAGUUACACACCACAUACAUUGAAAGCGCAUAAUUUCCCUCAAACAAUUCCGGGCACUGUAGUGUGUUUAGCGUUGUUGGGAAAUGUAACUCUUGUGUGGGGUUACACAGAAUUAUUUGAAUUCUACAGAACGUGCUUUCGAGUGUGUACACAACUUAAGCAUAUGGCCAUUUAGAGUCCCCAAAUGAGAAGUACACGCCAAGGGCAGCAGUAAACCAUUAGUUUUUUUUAAUCCUCUGGUGAGACUGUAAAACUUGCAGUUGUCUGCCCAGGAAUCAGUUGCAUGUUGCAAAGGAUUCUGGGGCAUGCUAGCAGACCAUGCAGAACAAUCUUCGUCAUGAGUGGAGCCACAGCAAAUUUUUCAUGUUUAACUCUACGCAAUGUAGGGUAGCAAUCAUAGAAUCGUAGAGUUGAAAGGGACCCUGAGGAUCAUCUAGUCCAGCCCCCUGCAUUGCAGGAAUACGCCGUUGUCCCAUACAGGGAUCAAACCUGCAACCUUGGCAUUAUUAGCACUGUACUCUAACCAGCUGAGCUGUCCACCUCUUUUACACACUUUACUGGGAGUGAGUCCAGUGGAAUUCAGUAGGACCCCAAGGUCAGAGUGGUUCUUGCUUUUAUGUUUUAACAUUUAACAAUGAAGAGAGAUCACACAAAAAAUAAUUAUCAGUCCUGGAGCUGAAGAAGUCAUUUCUGUUCACUUAUCAUUUCUGUUUAUUUCCAUCCCUACGUAUAAAACAUCCCAUUUUAAUUCUUAUUGAUUACUAGUUGUUCAAACAUUUCCACCACUGUGUAUGAUAAUGGAAUUUCAUUGUUCAUUUGAAGUUUGAUGUCCGCCAUUGUUCCAAUAUGCUUUGACUGCAGUUAGCUCCCAGCCUGAAUUCAGUACAGGGGGCAUUUCAGGGGAAGUGCACAUCUGCAGGGUCACCACCACUACCCUGGGGCUUCCCCAAUCUUGCUGCCACAUCCCCUCCCUAAUGAUGGCAGCAUCGCUGCUAGCAGGACAUUGUAGCUUCUGCUCCCCCUCACAAGUCACUGCUGAUGACAGUACACUUGGCAGAAAAACACGCCAUACCUUUAUUUAUUUUUGUAUCCCAUCAUUUGUUGGUAGUAGCAGUACAUGCUGCAAGUCGGAUGGUAUUCUUUCUAAACGACACUCAUAACUAUUCCUGGUUUUUGCAGCUGCACAGCAACGAAAUUCAUUUGGAUCGUGUCAGGAGAGAAGAAUAUUCCCCGUUUUUUACCCUCCAGAUCGGCUAGGCAAUGAGAAUGUGCCAAUUAAAGGUGAUCCUGAUCGUGGACCUGGAGCUUAUAACUAUGCAGAGGUAAACUAUACUGCCUUUGAUUUGGCUGUAUUUUCUCUUUAUGUAUCUUCACUUUGAAGUAAAGAAAGGAAAUUUGGUACCUAUACUCUUGGUGGAACUGCGUCUAAAAAUGGGCUGCCCUUUGCAUUGUCCCCCAAUAUUUUGUUCAAGUUGGCGCCUAUGCCCCUAUAUCACAGGAUUUUAAGGAUGAAAUGUUUCAGGAACUAUGUACACUUCUCCUUGGAAGAAGGGUGAUGUAUGAAUAUAACAAAUAGUAAAGUAUAUAAAAUGUGUAGCAUUGUAAUAACCAAAGUGCUUUUUUUCUAAAUAAAAAUUAAUAGAAGGACAACCUUCUAUACCAAUUGGCUCGCAGACCAGAGAGUACUAAAGGUUACACCAUGGGAGCAAGAACAACCCCACGUUUUGGACUACUCAGUAAGGUAAAGACCGCUUUCAGUUGUUACUGUACUGUGUUUUAUAUAGUCUAUUAUACUUCCUCUGCAAUAGUCCUGGAAUAAUUCCAUUGAUUUCAGUCAGGCCUCAGCAUGUCUGUCCUGAAGUAAGCUGUUUAUGGAAUUAGAUGUCAGCAGGUUUUUAAAAAUGUCCUGAGCCAUGCUCUUUAGGUGCUACAAGGCUCUGCUUUUGCCAGUUCUUAAACUGCAAUCUUUAUUUGUUACAAGUAUUGUGCCACUAAUGAAAUCUUAAUUGAUAAAUAGUAUGAGUUGUAGCUGAUUGAGCAAUUAAUUAAAUAUGAUGAAAAAAGCAGUAAUUCUUUGCUUUAAGUGAUAAAUAGAGAUAUUGCAGCAAGCAUCCUCUUAGAAGAGGCAUUCUCUGUUCUCCAUCAUGCAGGGUUCAAGGUGGCUGAACACAUGCUUUGCAUGCAGAAUGAGGGCUGAGAGCAAAAGAACUCUAGCUCAGACCUUGGAUAACCAUUGCCAGUUAGAGUAGACAGUACUAUGGACCAGUGCACUCACCAGUUCACUGACCCAAGAUAGGGCAGCUUCAACGUCAGAAAUUUAGUAUUACCAUUAAAUUACAAUACUUGCUGAACUUUCCUUUGCCCAGGAAAGGAAAUUAGUGCUGCAGUCUUUGACACACAUUAGUGAGUAAGACCCAUUGAGUUCAGUAGGACUUAUUCUGAAUAGACCUGGUUAGGACUAUGCUGUAAACCUCAAUGAACUGAGUGGAAUUUAAUGAGUGUGUAACUCCACCUUUUUCCUGGAUUGUCAAGUCAAAAUGAAUCUGUAGUGUGUGAAUUACAGCAUGGUUCACAACAGUGCAGGAGACCCUUUCACCUCCCUCUCCAAGAUGGAUCUCUGCCCUACUUCCUCUUUCUUCUUCUCAGGAAUCCCUGCUUCCAAACUCACUGCUUCCUGCUCCCUCAAACACAUAGUUACCCUGACAACCUUUGACAUCUCUCUCCCCAGCCCAAAGGAUCCUCCUAUGGCCCAUCAACACCUUUUUUAUAAUGCUAACAGGUCUGCUCUUCUUCCCCAUGGCCAGCCAGGAGAAUUUGCAUAAGCCAGCCCAGGAAUUCCCUGAAUUCCCUGUCUGGCACCUUUCUGAACCUUAAUAUCCCAGUUAAUCAAAAUCCUAGUAUUUAUUCGUUUCUAGUGUUUAGCGGGACAACCCUCUCGCCAGUACUAUAACAAUAUUUUAAUAGAGGAUUUGUCUUGUAACUUAAUUUUAUAUGCUCCAUUUAUAGCAUGUGACGCCUGAUCCUACUGCAUACCAGUCUAUAUGGAUCAGAGACCACCACAGACGCCAGCCGACACAUGUCUCUUUUUGCAGCAAUAUGCCACGAUUUUCUGAGAAGCUUCUGGACAAAGACUUUUAUCCUGGGUACCAUUUUUCAUUUCUUGAAUUACAAAGCUUCCCCUUAUGAUGAGAGCAGCAAGGUCUUAACAAAAGCUCAAGCGGGUCCAUGGAUUAUAGUCACCCAAACUGAUAAUGUAAUGCAGAAUCCUGACAAGAUGGAGGUGCUUUUGGUGGGUGAUUCCAUGCCCUGAAAUUGAUGAGGUGGCUGUUCUAGAUAGGGUUGCAAUCCUCCUGAAACAGCAAGAUCAGAGCUUUGGGUACUCCUUGGUCCAGCAUUGUCAAUUGAGGCCCAGGUGGCUUCAAAGGCAAAGAGUGGCUACUUCCAGCUCUAGCUGAUUCACCAUCUAAUCCUGGACCAGAAUAACCUGGCUUUAAUCAUGCUUUGAUGCCCUCUAUAUUAGAUGACUGUAAUACACUCUACAUGGGACUAUACUUGUUUACUAACCAAACCAGGGUGGUCCAGCCCACAGCCCACAAGCUGCAUGCAGUCCUUGGCAACAGUCAAGAAAAGCCAUCUUAAAGCCUUAAAAAAAAUUUUUUGCAUCAUGCGUUGUUAAACAAAAGUUCAUACACUUGUUUGUGUACUGAAUUUGUUUAGUAACUAAAUAUGUUAAAUCUUUAAAUCUUGUAUUUAAUUAUAUAUAUUUAAUUAAAUAUAUCAAUUGUGUAUAUUAAAUAAUAUUAAAAAUAUUGUGAACACUUUAAUUUACAAUAUAGAAAUUUAAUUCAGUGUGUGGCCCAUAGGUUCAUAGGUAAAAGUACUCUUGCAGCCCACUUGGUAUGGAAAGUUCGACUGCCCUGGUACAAAAGCUGCAGCUAAUACAGACUCUAUUUUACAUUAUUUUCAUGAGACAUCAUUUCCUACAUGGUUUUGUAUGGGCACUGAGAGCCAAAGUUCAUUUUUUAAAAACAAAAAGUAAAACCCUGAAAUGUAAAAUUACAGGGAUCCCUAAUCUCUUGCCUAUUCUUAGUUGCUUUUUGCAAUUUACCCAAAUCACUGUUGAGAUGUAGCUACAGUCUUCUUUAAAAAUAACUCUUAAAUUUACCAGUCUAGUAUAACCAUGAUGGAAUAAAGCACAAUAUAUGAAGACAUUAUCUCAGUGUAUUAAUGUGGACUAUGUAAAGUGCACAGCAUAAUGGACCAUAUUAGCUCAUUGAAGAAAUGAUGCAAGGACUUUUCUCUCUAGACCUGGAACAUAUGACCCAUAUGGCAUGCCACACAGGCAUGUCACCUGGCCAGGGAAGUUUGGGGCUCCAGACUGGUCUUUAAUACCAAUGCCAGCGAAAAGAACGCUGAGAAGUGAGGUAUGAAAAUCAGAUACAGUUUUCUAAAUGAUCAUUGUGACUAUUUGGGGAUUAAGAAUGUUAGAAUCUCAGACAGACUUGAUUUCAGCAAGGGAGAGACAUUUUUUUCAGGGCUGUAUCUACCACGAACUGGCUGGGUACAGAAGAGUGGUGGGAGGCACCAGCUGGGGAACCCCCAACAGAACCCCUAAAGGGUGAAGGCUCAGAACCAGCAGAUUGGUGGUGGACAACAAUGAGUGGUCUGAGGGAGAAGAGGGAGCAGAAUGGGAGGAGUAGGUGCCAGGAGUUGAUGAAGUAACAGGGUUUAGUGAGCAGGAAGAGGCUGUGGCAGGCAGCAGUACAGAAUCAGAGGCAGAAGUGGAGGCUGAAGAGGCUGGGGGCCAAGAAGCAGAGAUGAGGCAAUCUGCUGAAGAAGCCAAGGGGUCUCUCUCCUGUUGUGACCAGCUCCCCGCCCCCUGCUCUCCUAGAACCCUCUGAGGUAUAAAGAGGGCAGAGCAGAGACAAGGUGUUGGAGUCUCAGACUGCUUGGGAAGGACCCGGGAAGGAAUAUACUUAGAGAUCUUUCAGAAGACAAUAACAUACAUUUCUUUCUGUGGAAUUCCUUUGUCUCACAUGGUUUGUUUUCUGGACAUGGAGCUAUAGAUAGAAAUCUGCACUAAAACAUUUGCUUCUUUAUUGUGCUUAUUGAGUUUUUGAACACUGAAUAUAUUUUAUAUUUGUAUUUGUUUUAGCUGCUUUCGGACAAAGAGUUUAGGAAGCACCGGAACCUAGUGGCCUACCUGAGCAUAUACUACAGUGAUUAAUUACUCUGGUUGGAGUCGUUCCUCUUCUGUGUACUUGGACUACUAAUUUGCCUUUGUUUUUUUUGUUAAGGGAAAUUUAGACUUUGUUAGUUGUUUGUUACUCUGAUUCAGUUACCAGAUUGCUUCAUAAACAGCUGUCUUGUUAUGCCUCUUACCUUCCUAGUUUUAUUGCCUAGUUCAAAACUGUUGAUUUUAUGUGAAGAACUCAUAACUGUGAAGCCAAAAAGUAUCUUCAAAUAUAGGUAUUUUGACUCUUGCUUGUUGACAACAGCUAUUCCAGCCCUUCAGUUUUCCUUCCUUGCUGCAUGUGCCAGUCCUCCCAGUUUGCAGUCAGUUAGGCUUGGGGAAUUUGUAAGAGAAGCACAGAUUGCCACUAACUCACUUUUAUUUGUAGACCAACUUUGGAAAAUCUUGCCAACAUUUUGAGUUACGAGGUCACAGUGCCCACAAAAGCCAUGUCAAAUGUGAGUCGCUACUGCCUGCAGCAGCACAUCCUGGUGAAAUUCCCAGAUCCAGAAUCUCCUGUACCUUUUACUUCUUGGCUCUCCCCAUGCUACUUGCACCACAAGAGGCCCUGGAAGCAUGUGGCUCAUUUAUCUGCUGUUAUUGUGUCUGAUAUGAUGAUAGGUGGUCUGGCAUGUAUUUCCAAGCACAACAGUGCCUGCUUUCUAUCUCUGCAUGUGGCUGUAUGUGUAGUUUCAUUUUUCUUUUAUGCAAUGUUCUCUUCUUUUGCAUAAUGCAGUUACAGAGGCUGAAAUUUGAAGUAGGCAACAGGGGAGAGGUGAUUCUUAAUGCUGUUCACUCUUGCUGCUUUACCACUGAAAAGUGCACCCCCUACACAAAGAGACCCUCUGCUGGGGGAAAGAGAGGCUUGGUUCAUACCAAGCAGCAAACCAUGGUUUCCCUAGAUGAACCUCAGGUUUGUGCAAUCUCUCCUUCCUUCUCUACUUUCAUGCCUGUGGAGAGGAGACCUUUAUAUUUUAAACUAACCAGUUUAUUGAGAUGUCCAAACUUGGAUUAAUAAAAUGAGAUCAGGAACCACAGUUCUAAUUUUGCUAGUUUUCACUAUUCAGAGUUUAAACAAACCACAGUUUCAAAAAUUCUGGCAUCAUGAGGAACUAUUGUUCCUUUAAUUCAAUUGUGGAAGCUUUUGAUCUUCUCCUUGACUUGCAUGAAAGAGGAGGGAUGGGAAGGAGCAUGUGAGCUUAAGACUCUUUAACUUGUUCUCAAAGUGAAAAACCAUGGUUUCCUGUUAUGUCUGAACUGAGGCACAGGUACUUUACUUAGGAACAUAUGUUUGCAAUACGUUAUAAACUUGUAAUCAUGGUAUAUGGAUAUUUCAUUGUGAACAACUGUAGGCUCAUCCAUACAAUCUGUUCCUUGAUCUGUUAUACAACAUGGGAGGAAAUACAUACUUGAUAAGAAACAUGUUGAUAGACUACUGCAGCUUUCUCACUCAGCAUUGGUAGAUAGUAUAUAGCUAGCCCACAACCUGCUAUUUGUUGCUGUUCUUGUCUUAUCUAUGGCAUCACGAUAAAGUGGGUUAUAUCAAACACUGCACAAGCAGUGGCCCACUUGCACAGUGGGACUUCCUCUUCCUCUCCUUUACUCAUCCCCCUCCCUAGCAGGUUCAGGGGGUGCUCUGAGAGAGAAAAUGCCAUUGCACAAACAAAACUCUGUUGCAUGUGCAGAAUGGCAGUGUUGGAUAUAACCCAAUAUAUCUAUAUAACCCUCCCUAUUUGUGGAACUUACAGUUUCCUUUGGGAACUCCUGAUUUAUCUAAACAUUGUUUACACUUAACUGUUUCACGUGGGAGCCUUGUGAUUCCAGUGGAGCCACAUGCUGAUAUAUCAUUUCCUACAGUUCCUAAGUACGACUUCCCUUAUACAUCUUGCAAGCUAGAGGGUUCAGAUUAGACAGUCCGUAAAACCAUGUGCCUUACAGGAAAGAAGAAAUAUUUACAGUUGACAGAGAAACAUUCAAACUGAAAUAAGGCCAUAUGGUGCUUGAUGUUCUACCACCCAUCCAAUCCCUUGCUUUUUAUUAUAAUUAGUAGUGUAUCAUUAAUAGCCAAAUGUAUUUGUUUUACUGCAUAAUAAAAUUCAGAAAAUUAUUCUA